GACGCACGCGCGAUGCUGGCCGCCUGGCUUUGCUUGCUCCUACUGCCACUCUGCCAGUGGUGGAGGUGCGCCCGCCAGUGCCCCCACUCAGCCACUGAUGCGCUUGACCGAUAACACUGUUACUGCUGCCUGCAUUCCGCCCGGAUAGCGAGCGGCUCAAGCUUCACAUCGUCUGCUUCCUCCGGAUAGGUGGUGGUGGAUAGCCAUGGCGGUGCCGCGGCUGCUCCUGGCGGCGGCGCUCGUCCUACUCCUGCUGGCGGUGGGCGCGCUCCCGCGCGGCGCGGACGCGCAGCUCUCGGCGGGGUUCUACUCAGCGAGCUGCCCCGCCGUGCACGGCGUCGUGCGCCAGGUCGUGUCGCAGGCCGUCAUGAACGACUCCCGCAGCGGAGCCGCCAUCCUCCGCCUCUUCUACCACGACUGCUUCGUCAACGGCUGCGACGCCUCGGUGCUGCUGGACGACACGCCCGCGACGCCCGGCGAGAAGGGCGCCGGCGCCAACGCGGGCGGCUCCACCUUCGGCUUCGACCUCAUCGACGCCAUCAAGACGCAGGUCGAGGCCGCGUGCCCGGGCACCGUCUCCUGCGCUGACAUCCUCGCCCUCGCCGCGCGCGACAGCGUCAACCUGGUCCGUGCCUCUUCCCCUCUAUCCUCACAUUUUGUAGCCAGCGAUGCCGCGCCAUGUCUGUCUCCCUCUAACGCGCGCAUGCCAAUUAAGCGAGCAGCUCGGCGGCCCGAGCUGGGCGGUCCCGCUCGGCCGGCGCGACGCGACGUUCCCGAACGCGACGGGCGCGGCGACGGACCUCCCGGGCCCGGGCUCGGACCUCGACCGCCUCGUGGCCGCCUUCGCCGCCAAGGGCCUCACGUCGCGGGACCUCGCGGCGCUGUCGGGUGCGCACACGGUGGGCAUGGCGCGGUGCCUCAGCUUCCGCGCGCGCGCCUACUGCGACGACAACGUGAGCCCCGCGUUCGCGGCCCAGAUGCGGGGGGCCUGCCCGGCGUCCGGCGGGGACGACGCGGCCGCGCCGCUGGACGCGGCCACCCCCAGCGAGUUCGACAACGGAUACUACCGGAACCUGGUGGCCGGCGCGGGGCUGCUGCACUCCGACCAGGAGCUCUUCAACAACGGGCCCCUCGACGCGCUUGUGCGGCUCUACAGCGCCAACGGCGCCGCCUUCUCGUCGGACUUCGCCGCGUCCAUGGUCAGGCUCGGGAACGUCGGACCGCUCACGGGCUCCGCGGGGGAGGUCAGGCUCGACUGCAGGAAAGUAAACUCGUCGUGAUGUGCUUUGCAUCCACGAUGUCAGCUUGAUGCUAAUUCGAUGGCCGAGCACGAACGAGCCAGAUUCAUUAGCAGACUGAUAAUAGUUUUUUCUGUACCUGAACUUUGUAGAGUUUUUAUUUGUUCGGAGCUAUGUAUGCAUACAUUUCUCUUUUUGGAAAUAUACUGCGCUGCGCAUUCUUUUAUUUA
This is a messenger RNA of Panicum hallii, 1468 nucleotides long. Its product is annotated as peroxidase P7-like. Gene Ontology annotation, molecular function: heme binding; peroxidase activity. The record is from RefSeq and is a predicted model, not a curated record. The transcript is spliced from 2 exons. Lineage: Eukaryota; Viridiplantae; Streptophyta; Magnoliopsida; Poales; Poaceae. Bases 206 to 1309 code for a protein of 367 amino acids. Gene Ontology annotation, biological process: hydrogen peroxide catabolic process; response to oxidative stress.